AUGCCUUUCAAACACGGUGAGAUGGAGGUCCAGGAGUUGGGCUCCCGUUCACAGAAGAACCGUGAUGAUGAGGACCUGGCAAGACAUGGCAAGAAGCAACAGUUCGAGAGAAACUUUGGUUUCUUGUCCAUGUUGGGCUUCACUACCACUAUGAUGUGCACGUGGGAAGCAGUACUUUUUGCUAAUGCGAUUGCAAUGAUUGACGGCGGUCCCGCAACUCUCGUAUAUGGAUUCAUAUUCUGCUGGAUAGGUGCCCUAGUCACUGCCGCCUCACUCGCUGAAAUGGCUUCAAUGGCUCCUACUUCCUCCGGGCAAUAUCAUUGGGUGGCAAUGCUAGCUCCUAAAGGUCAGGCGGUAUUCCUGAGCUGGGUGACCGGAUGGCUAGACGUAAUCGGAUGGUGGGCCAACACUGCCGCGGGCGUAUACUUCGGCGCAACAGUCACCCAGGGUCUUCUAGUCCUGAACUAUCCAGAUUACAUAUUUCGACAGUGGCAUGGGACCUUGCUCAUGUUUGCCGCGUUGGUCGUUUGCGUUCUGGUAAAUUCUGUCGGAGCAAAGCUCUUGCCUAAGGUGGAGGGCUUGAUCCUAAUCCUUCACAUUAUGGGAUUCUUUGCCGUCUUGAUUCCCCUUGUUUACCUCGCACCAAAGAAAGACGCAACGUACGUCUUCGCCACCUUCGAGAAUUCCUCCGGAUGGAGUAGCGCAGGUCUGACCUGGCUCAUUGGAUUGAUGGGAACUAACCUCCCAUUCAUUGGUUAUGACGGUCCUUGUCAUAUGGCUGAGGAAGUCGUCAACGCCUCAACCAUCGUGCCUUGGUGCAUGAUCGGCACAAUCUUGCUGAAUGGAUCACUCGGAUUUGCUAUUGUACUCGCCUUUCUUUUUUGCAUCGGCGAUGUCGGCAAGGCCAUGAACAGCGCAACAGGCUACGGCUUCAUUGAAGUUUUCUUUAACGCCACUCAGUCCCAUGCUGGAGCGUCCGUAAUGGCUGCCAUUCCCACUGCACUGGUCAUCUGUGCGUCUUUUGGGUUCUUAGCUUCUGCGUCGCGCCUCACCUGGGCUUUCGCGAGAGACAGGGGGUUGCCAUUUUCAAAAUUUCUGUCUCACCUCAGCUACGACCAUGCCAUUCCUUUCCGCGCUGUCAUUCUUUGCGCGACGCUCACUGGCUGUAUCUGCAUUAUCAACGUGGGAUCUACCGCUGCAUUCAAUGCUAUCAUCUCGUUGACGACAGCGGGCCUUUUUACAUCUUAUGAAAUUGCGAUCGUUCUAAUGUUCUUGAAGAAAAUCAAGGGAGAGCAUAUUCCUUAUGGUCCCUGGACCCUCGGCCCGUUCGGCAUUGCCAUCAACAUCGCCUCGAUCUGUUUCUUGACUAUCGCUAUCUUUUUCUCUUUCUUCCCCCAAGGCUUACCUGUGACACCUGCGAACAUGAACUGGUCAAUUGUUGUGUUCUCUGGGGAGCUCAUCCUCGGUCUGCUGUGGUAUGCGGUUUAUGGGAGGAAGGUAUAUCAUGGUCCCAUCGUUGAGGCCGGUGUUAUUCCUAUGGAGGGUGGGUUUGUGGUGCAAGGACCUCGGGAAGAGUUCUGA
Messenger RNA from Penicillium lagena, 1581 nucleotides. Its product is annotated as Amino acid/polyamine transporter I. Lineage: Eukaryota; Fungi; Ascomycota; Eurotiomycetes; Eurotiales; Aspergillaceae. Bases 1 to 1581 code for a protein of 526 amino acids. The record is from RefSeq and is a predicted model, not a curated record. The transcript has 7 exons. Gene Ontology annotation, cellular component: membrane. Gene Ontology annotation, molecular function: transmembrane transporter activity. Gene Ontology annotation, biological process: transmembrane transport.